AUGAUUAACAUGAGUUCACAGCAGAGCCCGGCAAAUAUUCAAGCCGUCGUCGACAGAGAGAAAAUAUACACGUGGAUUUUGGAGUUAUGCAAUCCAGAAACUAGAGAAAAUGCUCUUCUUGAGCUUAGUAAGAAACGUGAGGUUGUUCCAGAUUUAGCUCCUAUGUUAUGGCAUAGCUUCGGAACCAUAGCCGCUUUGUUGCAAGAGAUCACAAACAUAUACGUGGCGAUGAUACCACCGACAUUAACUGCUCACCAAAGUAACCGUGUUUGCAAUGCGUUGGCGCUGAUGCAAUGUGUGGCCUCGCAUCCUGAAACGAGAUCUGCAUUCCUCCAAGCCCACGUGCCUUUAUUUCUUUAUCCGUUCCUCCACACUGUAUCUAAAACUCGCCCUUUUGAAUACUUAAGGCUUACCAGCUUGGGAGUAAUUGGUGCUUUGGUAAAAACUGAUGAACAGGAAGUAAUUACUUUUCUCUUAACUACAGAGAUCAUACCCUUAUGCUUGCGUAUUAUGGAGAACGGAUCUGAAUUGUCCAAGACCGUAGCUACAUUCAUUUUACAGAAGAUCUUGUUAGACGACAGUGGGCUGUGUUACAUAUGUCAGACGUACGAUAGGUUUUCCCAUGUGGCAAUGAUUUUGGGGAAGAUGGUGCUGUCCCUUGCGAAAGACCCGUCUGCACGUCUUUUGAAACAUGUAGUUCGCUGUUACUUACGUCUCUCGGACAAUCCUAGAGCCAGAGCUGCUUUGCGGCAAUGUCUUCCUGACCAGUUACGUGAUGCAACUUUCACUGAAUGUCUGCAAGAAGAUAACUCUACCAAACACUGGUUAGCUCAGCUCAUCAAGAAUUUGGAAGCCCAACCGCCACCUGCUAGUCCUGCCCAACAGAACAUGUACGCAUCAAGAUGA
Chilo suppressalis (striped riceborer) is the source of this 906-nucleotide messenger RNA. NCBI's taxonomy places the organism in Eukaryota, Metazoa, Arthropoda, Insecta, Lepidoptera, Crambidae. The record is from the annotation of a GenBank genome assembly.